UUAAAGGGAAGAAGAUCUAACCAUCAUUAUUUUUUUUCUUUCUUGCUCUACACACCUUUUCCACUCAGUUCACUAACUUCACAACGAUGGAGUCCGAGCGAAGUGUCAAUCCAACCCUCGUCGAACGUGCUCAUGAGCGAGAGUAUUGGCGGCAUUGCCAGCGCGUUUUGAGCCAAAAGGCAAGCAUCAACAACACGACCCCAAAUAGUUUUGCCUUCAGGCGACCUAUCGGCGAGGGGCCGGUACGCCCUGACGUGUCCGAGCGCAAUCGCAAGAUUAACCACGACAAUUUCAAGCUCGUUGAGCGGAUGAUGCAUAUCAUGCAAACCCACAGCAGCAUUGACAACAGCCCGCCAUGGCGAGAUCACAACAAGGUUGUUAACUCUCAGCACGUUCGGGAGGUCAACCAGCGUCGCAUUGCUCAUGAGAACUUCAAGCUACUCGAACGCCUCGAGAAAGUUAAGCCGGUGUACAAUGUAGAGGAGUUUGAGUCCGCGCACGCUCAGAACGAGGUCUACGCUGCGCGUAUUAGUCGCUAUCCGUAUCGUCGGACAAAUUAAUUCAAGGGGCGUCGUAUGAGGAGUUUUAGCGCGAAGUACUCGUGGUGCAUACAGGCGGGCCGCCAAGGAGUCAGAUUACACUUGAAUAUGAGAUGGGAUGGUGAUACCUGGCUUGUUGAUAUAUAUAUUUUUUUGAAAUGCUUUGUAGUGAGUAAAAUAAGGUAAAGUACCUCAUUGUUCGACACAAUAUAGAGUAGUUUCUGAUUUAUUCUUUUUUAUUACUUUUUUGAUAUUACACCAGAUCUAUUUUUAAUAAUUCAUCACUAUUUAUGUAAAUCUUAUGUAAUAAAAAAGAAUUUGUGGAAUCUAAAGUUACCGAAGAUGAAAUUUUUUUUCAAUUACGAUA
This is a messenger RNA of Phytomonas sp. Hart1, 906 nucleotides long. The record is from the annotation of a GenBank genome assembly. NCBI's taxonomy places the organism in Eukaryota, Euglenozoa, Kinetoplastea, Trypanosomatida, Trypanosomatidae.